CCAAGAUGGCGGACGAGGAGGGCGAAGCGCGGCCGGGGGCGCGGAACGGGGCCGGGGAGGGACCCCCGGGCGGGCCCCGCGUCGUCCGCAUCGUCAAGUCCGAGUCCGGUUACGGCUUUAACGUCCGCGGGCAAGUCAGCGAAGGCGGACAGCUGCGCAGCAUCAACGGCGAGCUGUACGCGCCGCUGCAGCACGUCAGCGCCGUGCUGGGCGGAGGGGCCGCCGACCGCGCCGGGGUGCGCAAGGGGGACCGCAUCCUGGAGGUGAACGGUGUGAACGUUGAAGGAGCCACCCACAAGCAGGUGGUGGACCUGAUCCGUGCCGGGGAGAAGGAGCUGGUGCUCACGGUGCUGUCGGUGCCGCCGCACGAGGCCGAGAGCCUGGAGCCCCCCGAGGAGCCCCUGGGGCCCCCGUUCUACGACUACAGCGAGAAGCAGGCGGUGCCCAUCUCCAUCCCCACCUACAAACACGUGGAGCAGAGCGGGGAGAAGUUCGUGGUGUACAACGUGUACAUGGCCGGGCGCCAGCUGUGCUCCAAGCGCUACCGCGAGUUCGCCAUCCUGCACCAGAACCUGAAGCGCGAGUUCGCCAACUUCACCUUCCCGCGCCUGCCCGGCAAGUGGCCGUUCUCGCUGUCCGAGCAGCAGCUGGACGCCCGCAGGAGGGGCCUGGAGGAGUACCUGGAGAAGGUUUGCUCCAUCCGGGUCAUCGGCGAGAGCGACAUCAUGCAGGAGUUCCUGUCGGAGUCGGACGAGAACUACAACGGCGUGUCGGACGUGGAGCUGCGCGUGGCGCUGCCGGACGUCAGCACGGUGACCGUCAGGGUGAAGAAGAACAGCACCACGGACCAGGUGUACCAGGCGGUGGCUGCCAAGGUGGGCAUGGACAGCGUCACCGCCAACUACUUCGCCCUCUUCGAGGUCAUCAACCACUCCUUCGUGCGGAAGCUGGCUCCCAACGAGUUCCCCCACAAGCUCUACGUGCAGAACUACACCUCGGCCGUGCCGGGGACCUGCCUGACGCUGCGCAAGUGGCUCUUCACCACCGAGGAGGAGGCGCUGCUCAACGACAACGACCUGGCCGUGGCAUACUUCUUCCACCAGGCCGUUGAUGACGUCAAGAAAGGCUACAUCAAAGCCGAGGAGAAAUCCUACCAGCUGCAGAAGCUCUGCGAGCAGAGGAAGAUGGUCAUGUACCUGAACAUGCUGCGGACGUGCGAGGGCUACAACGAGAUCACCUUCCCGCACUGCUCGUGCGACUCGCGGCGCAAGGGCCACGUCAUCUCUGCCAUCAGCAUCCGCCACUUCAAACUGCACGCCUGCACCGAGGAGGGGCAGCUCGAGAACCAGGUGAUCGCGUUUGAGUGGGAGGAGAUGCAGCGCUGGGACACGGACGAGGAGGGCAUGGCCUUCUGCUUCGAGUACGCGCGCGCCGAGAAGAAACCGCGCUGGGUCAAGAUCUUCACCCCCUAUUUCAAUUACAUGCACGAGUGCUUCGAGCGAGUGUUCUGCGAGCUCAAGUGGAGGAAGGAGAUUUAAAAAAAAAACCAGGAAAAAUAUCCAAAAGGAGUAAAAUUCCAAGGAAAUGUCUCUCCUGGCACAAGGAUCCUGCUCAUGGAUUUGUAUUCCUGAUUUUUUGGGGAAUUUUGGGGUGUUUUCCCAGAAAAAUCCCCUGGAAAAAACCAAAUUUCCCCAUUUUUGAGUGGGAUUUUUCCAUGGAUCCAGAGGCUGGGCAGCUCCCAGGAGGAAAAAUCAAUUUUCUCGAUUUUUGAGCACUUUUUAUCCCUGACUUGGGUGUCCAA
This is a messenger RNA of Catharus ustulatus (Swainson's thrush), 1801 nucleotides long. RefSeq names its product sorting nexin 27 (gene SNX27). NCBI's taxonomy places the organism in Eukaryota, Metazoa, Chordata, Aves, Passeriformes, Turdidae. The record is from RefSeq and is a predicted model, not a curated record. Gene Ontology annotation, biological process: intracellular protein transport; signal transduction. The transcript has 12 exons. Gene Ontology annotation, cellular component: early endosome. Gene Ontology annotation, molecular function: protein binding; phosphatidylinositol-3-phosphate binding. The coding region runs from base 6 to 1538 and encodes 510 amino acids.